Molecule: messenger RNA, 1022 nt
Organism: Centruroides sculpturatus (bark scorpion)
Lineage: Eukaryota; Metazoa; Arthropoda; Arachnida; Scorpiones; Buthidae
Gene: Gmd
Product: GDP-mannose 4,6 dehydratase-like
Exons: 7
Coding region: 131-988 (285 amino acids)
Biological process (GO): GDP-mannose metabolic process
Molecular function (GO): GDP-mannose 4,6-dehydratase activity
Source: RefSeq, a predicted model, not a curated record
UUUUAUUUUCGCCGAAAAUUUAUUACGAAAUCUUUAAAGGUGGCGCUAGUGCAUACGAUCGUAACGGUAGUUCGCGGAUAACGUGUUUGGUAACGUGUGUUCUCUAGUCAUCAUUCCGAACGGAAAGAAGAUGGCGUGUAACGUAAAUAGUGAUGAUAGGAGGAAAGUCGCCCUCAUCACAGGCAUUACUGGCCAAGAUGGUUCUUAUUUAGCAGAAUUUUUAUUAGCAAAAGGAUAUGAAGUGCAUGGGAUAAUAAGAAGAUCCAGUUCAUUUAAUACUGGUCGUAUUCAGCAUCUUUAUCGGGAUCCAUUAACCCAUACUGCUGGUUCAAUGAAGCUACAUUAUGGUGAUUUAACAGACAGUACCUGUCUAGUCAAACUAGUUAAUCAAAUUCAACCAUCUGAAAUUUACAAUCUUGCAGCACAGAGUCAUGUAAAGGUAUCCUUUGAUCUUAGUGAAUACACUGCAAAUGUUGAUGCCUUAGGAACAUUACGUCUCUUAGAUGCUAUAAGAACUUGUAACUUAGAAAAGAGUGUAAAAUUUUAUCAAGCUUCUACAAGUGAAUUAUUUGGGAAAGUACAAGAAGUUCCACAGAAAGAAACUACGCCAUUUUAUCCUCGUUCACCUUAUGGUGUAGCCAAAUUAUAUGGUUUUUGGAUUGUGAUAAACUAUAGAGAAGCAUAUAAUUUGUUUGCUGUGAAUGGAAUCUUAUUUAAUCAUGAAAGUCCAAGAAGAGGUGAAACAUUUGUAACUCGUAAAAUAACUCGAUCAGUGGCUAAAAUUUAUCUUGGAGAACAAGAAUACUUUGAAUUAGGAAACUUAGAUUCUCGACGAGAUUGGGGUCAUGCUAGGGACUAUGUUGAAGCAAUGUGGUUGAUGCUACAACAAGAGGAACCUGACGACUUUGUUAUUGCAACUGGAGAAUCUCACAGUGUCAGAGAAUUUGUGGAAGCUGCUUUUCAACAUAUUGGAAAAGAAAUAGUGUGAGAAAUUUUGAAUUAUUGGAAAAAUCUAUUGUUAA